AUGCGCUUCGCCUUUGCCCUGCCCCUGGUGGGCAUUCUGUCCCUGACCCUCCCUGCUUUCGCGACCGCGGACUCCCAGGGCUGCAGCACGCUGAAGAGCAAACUCUCUGACUCAGUGUUCUACCCUAAUUCCUCUGUCUACAAAGAUGAGUCGACGAAUUUCUGGUCCAAUACCGAGAUCAUGUCGCCCGCGUGCGUGUUUCGCCCCGCCUCUGCGGCAGAUCUGGGAAGGGGGAUUCGGCUUCUGACCAAGAAGAAUGCGAAGUUCGCUGUGCGUGGCGGUGGACAUAUGGGUAUUCGGGGCUCGAACAAUAUCGACAAUGGCGUGUUGAUCGUCAUGUCCUUCCUGGAUACCCUGGAGUUGUCGACUGACCAGUCGCUCCUCUCCGUUGGUCCUGCGUACCGGUGGGCCGAUGUAUACUCCUACCUAGAGCCCUAUAAUCUAGCUGUCGCGGGUGGCCGUCUUGGGCCCGUCGGUGUCCCUGGCCUGCUUCUCGCUGGAGGCAUCAACUUCUACGGCAACCAAGUCGGUUUCGGAUGCGACACCGUGGUCAAUUACGAAGUUGUUCUGGCCGACGGAUCUGUCAUUGAAGUUAACAAGGACAGCUACCCAGAUCUCUUCUGGGCGCUGAAGGGCGGCAGCAGCAACUUUGGUCUGGUGACUCGCUUCGAUCUGCAGACCAUUCAGUCUAAGAAAGUGUGGGCUGGUGCGUACACUGUAGCUGAGGAAUAUGUCGAUGAGUUUUUGAAGGCAAUUGCUACAUACGCGGCGGACAUUUCUGACCCCAAGACGCAUAUCGUCCCAGCCCUUGUCCCUGCUCCUGGAACGGCAACCCUGGCCUCUGCAAUCCUCUUUUACGACAGCGAGGUCACGGAGUACCCCGAAGCCUUCAAACCCUUCACCAACAUCCCCGCCGUCGCCAACAACCUAGGCUUCAAGACUGUCGCCCAAUUCGCCACCGAACUCGGCGGCAUGGUCCUUGAUGGCAUCAAUGACGUCUUCGUCGCCGGUACUGUAACUGGCACGACCUUCGACGACCUCCACCGCGGAAUCAGCAUCAUCAACAGCACCUUCUUCCAGCGCCUCCCGAAGCUCUACUCCCAAGUCCCCGCGGGAAACAUCCACACAAUCCAGCUUGACUGGCAGCCUAUCGGUAAGCUCUGGAUGGAUGCCUCCGCCAAGGCUGGUGGCAACGCGCUCGGUCUCGACUCGUCCAAGGUGUACCUUGCCUACGCGGAGGUAGUUGAGUGGACUGGCUCGAAGUACAAUGACAUCGUCAUGCAAUGGAUUGAGGAGACAACUUAUGCGAUCAACAACGCGACCUUCGAGGCGGGGCUGUACGAUGCGUUUAAUUACAUUGGGGAUGCAGCCGCGUUUCAGUCUAUUUUCCCGGGAUACGGGCCGGAGAAUCAUGCGCGUCUGCAGGCGAUUGCGCAAAAGUAUGAUCCGAACAGGGUCUUCCAGACUUUGAUGCCGGGUGGGUUUAAGGUGUACUAG
Messenger RNA from Aspergillus calidoustus, 1497 nucleotides. The record is from the annotation of a GenBank genome assembly. NCBI's taxonomy places the organism in Eukaryota, Fungi, Ascomycota, Eurotiomycetes, Eurotiales, Aspergillaceae.